AUGACGGCCGUUCUACCCCAAGGACUAAUUAAUGCGAAUCCCGAUGUCCAACAGCAUGCUUUGGACGAUUUCCACGUCGACUUCACCAAUGCAGAAGUGCUCAGCAAGUUUUGGAAAGUUUAUGCCAUUCAGAGCGAGGCGACGCAAGACAAUACCUCUGCAAGGUUGCGGAAUCUGUUCUGGAGAGUAUGGAGUAGCCCGACCCUUACCAAGUCCAUGACAUCUGCACGACUGAUGCGCUUGUGGUCUCUGUGUACUCAAGACGUGGACUUGACCCCAAUCGAAGAUGGUACUCACACCGGGCGGGUCCCCGAACUUAUCACACAGGUACAUGUUAUCCUAACAUCCCACGGAAACAUCCUUGCUGACAGAAAUAUUGAGGGUUUAUCUGCGUCAAGCCAGUCCCCAAACACAACCUCUCCCUUGUCUCCUACCUCUGACAUCCGUCAGACAACAGGUGCCACUCCACGUACCAGGCCAAAUGUUGCACCCACACUGCAAGAUUUUAGGUUUCCUUCCGUGGCGGCCAAUACAGGUGAUGAGGAACGCCAGCCUUCCAGUGGACAGCCCAACGGACGUGGCCGAAUGCAGUCUGAAGAUGCUUCAGGGUCUGGGUCUCACGCCACAUCCGAAUCGUCUACCCGACCGACCUUGAGCAGAACCACUAGCGGUGGACGACAAAGGCCGCCUGUUCUGGCCACUGCUGGAAAGUCGAGGGCGAGGCCUCAAAUCCCCCGCAGAAAAUCCAGUUCGCAAAAAUCCCCAGGAGGCCCAAGCGGACCGAAAUCUCCAAGGGCAAAGUCAGGCGCUGCCACAGUCGACGUCACAAUUCAGGACACCAGCGGAGGUGUCGGUGCCCUCACUAACAGAGGACCGCCUCCUGGUUUGCCAAUUGCCCCUUCAACUACCAGCGGACCGGCUUUCGUUCUUCCAUCUGCGUCUUCGUGGCAGAGCAUAGAUUCGGCUACUGAGCCCCCUUUAGCGAACACUGCCCCGCCUCUGCCUACGUCUUCGGGUGAACUGGUCGAGCCGGAUUUCCGAGGCAAAUUUGUGGAAACCCAGAAGAAGCUGGUGAGCUCGACAAACCUUGCCGGCCUUAACCGAAUCAAAAAGACAGGUAGUGUUGUCAGGUUCGCGGACGAGUUGCCCCAGGAACUGCGCAAGGGAAAGGAAAGGGAGAAGGAAGCGACAAUCCCAACCAGAGACGAAACGCCUGGAUCCUCACAACUGCGUAGGAGCAUAUCCAGUGAAGCAGUUUCGGAUGAUGCCGACGACGAUGACUCGUCUUUGGAAAACAUGCAACUCCCACGAACCAAGAGCCAGCUCAGCCUUCUGAUUCAGACCAAAAGAGAUGAAAUAGGGAGCUCGGAUAUUGGACCUGCUGGAGAACAGGAGAACAACAAGGGGAAAGAGCAGGCAAAAGAGAAAGCCCAGUCCAGAGAAGAAGAUCUCCUAUCAAUGGGUCGACGAGACGGCGUGACAAAGGCUGGCGGCGUCCAGGGACGCAAGCAGCAUCGGAUCAGCGAAACUGAAGACCCUGGAUACUUCUCACCGUCAAGCCCUGAGCCUCUGUUCUGA
Messenger RNA from Fonsecaea pedrosoi CBS 271.37, 1578 nucleotides. RefSeq lists its product as uncharacterized. The transcript is spliced from 3 exons. Bases 1 to 1578 code for a protein of 525 amino acids. The record is from RefSeq and is a predicted model, not a curated record. Lineage: Eukaryota; Fungi; Ascomycota; Eurotiomycetes; Chaetothyriales; Herpotrichiellaceae.